AUGGCCUCCAAUAAUGAUUACAUGCAACGAUUCCCAAAAAACGUGGAUCAGCUCAACCUCCCCGAUGAACCGGAUCAGUGCUGGGACUUGACCGCGUUGGAGACGCCUUCUCCAGAUUGGACUUUUCUUGACAGGCGACUUGGUACCGUCUGGGAUAUCAGAUCAGUCGAUUCUAGGAUGGCAAAGGUUCUCGCUGCACUACAUUUUUGGGGAAUAUACUGGACAGAUAAGAAAAGACCGACCAAGCCAGACAUUAUGAGGGCUUUGUGGAAACUUUUCUACCACAUGCCAGAAAGAAACCGCCCUAAAAAAUUCGGGGAAAUAUUCGACUUUCGCCGAGAUACUGGGCCCCGUCUCAUGGGAUGGGAGAAUUACGACAAAGAAGUCGGUCCUAUCAGCCGAUUUUAUCCAGAUAUACCCAAUUCUGAUACCCCGGAAGAUCCCACAUGGAUACGCGGAAUGGAUGGACCUAUUGAUCUUCCGGAUAGUAUUAUUGAGCGAUAUAUGCUGCCCCUGAUACCAGGGGUGGUUUCGCGCAAAGGACAGUCACCAGAGGGAAAGGCACCUGCGACCAAGCAGCCGAAGCAACCCACAGGAAGACCAGAGUCCUUAAUAUUCAAGCACCCCUCUAGCAGGCCAACCACUUUGUUCGGCUCUGCGAGUCCAUCACAGAACAAAGGGGCAGCACGGCCUCCAGAGGGACGCAAUUCUACCAGUACGGCUCUAGAUUUACUACCGAACAAUCUAAGGCUCAAAGAGGCCAUUGAGCGAACUAUCCUGGAUCACGCCUACUAUCAUCUCCAGCGGGAUCCCAAUGCCCCGAGACGGAUAGCGGAGCCACAUGCAACUGCCUCAUCCCUCGAAGACCUGGAAAUAGUUCAGAUUGGGACUCAUUCUGCACAUGCCUAUCUCAGACUUAACCCGAGAUCUCUCUAUUUUGAUGCCCAUUCGACUACUCUCUACCCAUACCGAGGGAGAGGUCCAGUCUGGUCUGGCAAUAGCUGCUCGGUGGACUGCAUCAUCGUAGUGGGUAUGUUGCUUGACAUCGGAUGCACCAAUAUCGACCGCCAAAGCUGGAGAUACGGGGAGAUCACUGAGCUCGAAAAGGCUUUCAUCGAGAUCACAAAUGUCAACUGGGAAGCUCUUGAUAUGAGCACCAAUAUCAAGAUGCGAGACCUGUUCAUGAGAAAGCUGUGUGCUACAGUUCCCUCCCUUACAAUGGGGCAGCCCGCUCCUGCGUGGGCUAUCUGGUCUGAGUGUACGAGGAACUUUGCCCAGUUUUACUUUCAGUACUCGAACUUUUAUCAGGCUUGUCCUUGCAACAAUCAGCAGAUCUUGGAGACUGGAAAAUCUGCCAACUGUGUGUGUCCCACCAUUGCGGAUCACGUCGACAACCCCAAGGGUAUAUGGAUGACGAAUUUGAUCGAGGGUUGUUUAUAUGACAGGCGAAAGUCUCCAUGCCUUCACUGUGAUACAGGAGUCGAUGUUUUGGAGAUGAGAAUUGAUGAGCUUCCACCUCGCUUGGUUGUGUCGAAUUAUAUGGGGACCCGAGUCCGCGUCCACAACCACACUGAAGAUGUCAAUUUCCGAUAUUUCGAUGCUGAAGGAGUGGAGAAGGUAGCACAGUAUCGCUGGCUUGGAGGAAUUUACCAUAAGAAUGGCCAUGUGCGUGUCUACUGGACCGAUCAAGAGCGAGGACAUAACGUUGGCGAUGCGAUCCGCAUGUAUGAUGACGAGGUGAAUGGGGGAGUCAUCUUCGGUGGCAUCUCACCUCAACACCCGGCGGAUCGAGUUCCCCACGACUGGACCGAUAUUGGCUUCUUGAUUGGUAUCUAUGAACGGGUCAUCAAUCCAUCAUGGGAUAUGAUAGAUGAUGUUAUGGAUACCGUCACCCACUUUGAAGGUCUGAUGAACGCGGGGAGAUCGGUCUUGCACGAUCACACCUCGUGGGAGCAUGUACGCAUUCAAGUGCCUGAAGAUCCAUCCGGCAUGAAUAUCAACCAGCCUCCUGAGGAUCGCGUGAUACCAGUGGCUACCAAUCACUUCCGUGAACUGAGUAUCUUCCAACUCCCUUUGCCAGUAGAAGUUAGUACGCCGCAGCACUCAGAGACGCCCUUACGCACCCCCGGAGAGCCGGUGGCAUCUUCUACUGACUUGGAGAUGAUUGAUGUAAAUGAAUUACUUAAUGCUUGGCCUCCAGAGAGUCCACAAAACAAAAGCGCUGAGAAACAACCCGCUCAGGGCAACUUAUUCGACUCGAUGCUUAACUCGCCCUCCAUACUCGCCGAUCACCCUGAGAUGUGGCCCAAUGGACCCCCAGGAGAAUUGUGGCAUGGCCUGCCAACUAAUAACGAGGCAUUCAACUUCCCAGCUCUUCCACGGGCCGCGGAUGAAGACAGUCAACCUUUCAGCGCGCCACGGACCCCGAUGAUGGACUAUGUGCAUUGGCCCAGCCCAAAAAUUUCCUCAAAUCAAGAUGACUGGGGCACACGGUCUGGUGCACUCGUACGCUCUAGACGUGGGAGCUCCGCUGGUAGAUCUCCAAAAAGAAUGAGGAGAAGCUCCAAUGUGAGAACCAUAGACCCUUCUGUGCUAUUUUGUAGGGAUAUUCCAAGGGCAAAACCGAGCAUUGAUCCCAGACCAUCUCACAAAGCAAAUCCUGGAAAGUACAACGAGCCUCCUAAGGCCAAGGAGAAAGCACCUACGAAACAAACAAUUGUUCCCAAGAAAGGAUCCAAAGAGAUGAAAGGAUCUGAGAAAAAGACCAACAAAUCACAGGAAGUUAGUGUGGCCAUACUGAGUGUGAGUCCAGAGCCUAGGAGGAGCCUGCGAAAAAGAACAGAGGACGGAGAAAAGGUCACCGAGCCUAAGAAGGCAGUAAAAGAAAAGGCAGUCGGCGAUAAAACCAAAAAUACGCCUGCCCCGAAGACCAAAGGCAAACGUCCCAGUGAGAAAACAAACACCGAGCCUUCCAAGGACAAAGCACGCACAGUCUCAUCUAGUAUGGACAACAAGAAAUCUUUGAAGAAUGCUAGUAAUGCAGGAUCAAAGUCCAAAGAUAUACACGAAAAUAAAUCGCGGGUGACUGCAAACUCAAAUGUGAAGGCAGGACAGUCGAGCAACGUGCCUAGAAAGUCAUCUCGUCAUAAGCCAACAGAAGAUAGGGAAGAAGAAGAAGAAGAAGAAGAGGAAGAAGAAGAGGAGGAGGAGGAAGAGGAGGAGGAAGAGGAAGAGGAGGAGGAGGAGGAAGAUGAAGACGAAGUGUAUGACGAAGAAGAUUAUGACUUUGAGGAAUAUGCCAAUGCCAGCUCUUCGCAGGCAGGUCCUCCCGAGCCGAGGCUUUGGGUUCCCAAACCAUCAUCGGGGGAGCUUUUGAUGCGGAAGACUGCGAUCCGGAAUGCAAUGUUACAAUCACCGGAAAAGAGAGCUCGAUUUGCAGAUAAUUUGGAACAGGGUCCGUCUAAGAGAAAGAAGUUAUAG
Molecule: messenger RNA, 3480 nt
Organism: Penicillium odoratum
Lineage: Eukaryota; Fungi; Ascomycota; Eurotiomycetes; Eurotiales; Aspergillaceae
Exons: 1
Coding region: 1-3480 (1159 amino acids)
Source: RefSeq, a predicted model, not a curated record